AUGGAUUUUAUCGGUCGCCGUACUUCGGCUAAUGCCUAUGACUUCAUCAAAGAUGCAUCCGAGGCCUACGCUGAACAGCAAGAGGAAAAGCGGAAGUAUAAGGAAAGUCUCCAACCUGCUGCCCAAAGGCUCCGACUUGCUUCCCAGCAACGGUUCUUUCUUGAAAACAAGCGGCGAAUGGGCUAUAAGGAUAGUAGCAAAAAGAAAGACCCUUAUGUCCACCCACCGGAUCUUCCACACGAGCCUCGCUCAAGCCAUGAUAGCAAUGUGAACAAGUCUAAGUCACAAGCACAAUCCAAAUCGACAUACCAGUCGCCAAUACCCCGUACAACUACAAAGACCAUGGAUGACCCUCCCCCAUACGAUCCUUCACCACAAGCACAAUCCAAAGCAACCUACCAGCCGUCAAUGUGCCGUACAAGUACAAAGACCUUUGAGGACCCUCCUCCAUACGAGCAGGUAGAUGGUAAGGCUGGAUCAGACCAGGAAUAUUCCAAGUCAAAAUAG
Penicillium crustosum is the source of this 507-nucleotide messenger RNA. RefSeq lists its product as uncharacterized. Lineage: Eukaryota; Fungi; Ascomycota; Eurotiomycetes; Eurotiales; Aspergillaceae. Bases 1 to 507 code for a protein of 168 amino acids. The transcript has 2 exons. The record is from RefSeq and is a predicted model, not a curated record.